GUGGUGGGACUGGAGAGCGAGUCUCUCUUGUACUAUACUGGCGGCGGCAGUCGCGACCAGCCGCUUAAGCCACGAGUACUUACGCGCUGGCGAUUCUUCGUCGGCUCUUCGCGUACGUGAUACUUGCGCCUCGUGCGCUUGCUGUGUGUAAUUCGAUUGACUGGAAGAGGAGGGUCUUCUUCGCGCCGACCUUGUGUCUCUGUGUCCGUGUGCUGUUUAGCCGUUUCGUAAUCAAUUUUUCUCCUUAUGGAUCAAAGCAUGCAGUCGUGCGCGGCUCUCUCGGGGGUGAACACGCAGUGCAGGAGAUACCGCUGAGUUAUUUACGAGAAAGGACGCGAGGACGAGGCGCAGUUUUUUGUGCGAGUGUCGAUCGCUGAUUAAAAAUAACGGCUGUGUAAUAAAAGUAAAUCGUACUUCUGUUCGCCACACACACACACACACAUAGACACACAGCUCGUCUUUAUUGCAUUCUUCGCUGUAUGAAACUGAGCAUUCCGGCAGCUUUUCAUCCUCCACUCUCUCUCUCUCUCUCUCUCUUCAAUAUGCUCGGCAUUGUGUACGGCUCUAUAGCGCGUCUCCCCUUUCAAAAGGUUUUGGAUGGAUUCCAUUAUAUUCCGCAAGCACAGCUCCUACAAUUCACAUUCCCAGGCGUAACGAAAUCUCUGUUCUCUGCGACAUACACUCUCUGUAAUAAUCAAAAAGGGGAGAAUCGCGCGUAACGAAAAUUCCUGAAUUUUCAAGGAAGCGGAAAACGAGACGUCAUAAAGCGCAGAGAAGCCGCUGCUUAAGCUCGCGAAGCUAUUGUAUUUUACUCUGUCUCUAUCUCUCUCUCUCUCUCGGGCUCGAGACGCAAGUCGAAAGAGAAAGCUAUAUACAUCUCGCGCGGCAAUUCAGUGGACUCGAGUUCGCGCUUCCUCCCUUGAAUCUUUUACAAGCUAUAGAGGAAGGACGAGAUGAAGCCGUAUUCCGGAUGAAAAAAGGGAGAGAAAAAUUCCCGAGUGCUCCGGUGAACAUAGCGCGAGAUGAAGGUGCGACGAAAAAGUGCAACUACUUCGCAGUCGAGGCUGAGGCCGUGACCGAGCCAAGGGGGAGCUGUUACUACUACUACUACUACUACUAUACCGCUCUACGACUUCUGCGGGGAAUGAAGCUCGAGACUGAUCGGAUGCGCUGAUAAAAGGACGAACAGACAAUCAAGAUGUUGAUUAAGGAGUAUCGAAUACCUCUUCCACUGACCGUGGAGGAGUACAGAAUCGCGCAGCUGUACAUGAUAGCCAAAAAGUCGCGAGAGGAGAGCAAGGGGGCCGGCAGCGGCGUCGAGAUAAUCGUCAACGAGCCUUACACAAACGGUCCAGGCGGCGACGGCCAGUACACCCACAAGAUCUACCACGUGGGCAGCCACCUGCCCGGCUGGUUCAAGUCGCUGCUGCCCAAGUCCGCCUUGAUGGUCAAGGAGGAGGCCUGGAACGCCUACCCUUACACCAAGACCCGCUACACCUGUCCCUUCGUCGAGAAGUUCUCCGUGGAGAUCGAGACCUACUACUUCCCCGACAACGGCUUCCAGGAGAACGUCUUCAAGCUCAGCGGCAGCGAUCUGAGGAAUCGGGUCGUAGAUGUGAUCGACAUCGUGAAGGACCAGCUGACUGGAGCGGACUACAUCAAGGAGGAGGACCCGGUGCUCUACGUCUCGGGGAAAACGGGGAGAGGCCCACUGAGCGAGAAUUGGCUCGAGGAGUACUGGGCCGAUGUCAAGGGAAAGUCUCAACCUACUCCCUCGGGAAAGUCGCUGAUGUGCGCAUACAAAUUGUGCCGCGUCGAGUUCCGCUACUGGGGCAUGCAGACCAAGCUCGAGAAGUUCAUCCAGGACAUAGCCCUGAGGAAAACGAUGGUACGAGCUCACCGACAGGCCUGGGCCUGGCAGGACGAGUGGGACGGCCUGACGAUGGAGGACAUCCGGGAGAUCGAGCGCCAGACGCAGCUGGCCCUCCAGGCGAAGAUGGGCCCGGCCGAGUCGGGCGAGGAUCUCGCCGAAGGCGAGGAACAGGACGAUGACAAGGUCAACGCGACCAUCACGCCCCAGGACUCGGGGCAGGUCGCCAUGACCCUGGCGGCGACCCUCGGCAGCAUCGAGAAGAGCGAGGAUCCCCAGAGCCCGGCGUCGCCCCGAAAGCCCUCCGACAUUCCCAUCAUCAACACAGGCGUCAGCUCCGGCGAGAACAGUCCCGAGGACUCGCCCACCGAGCUCUUGCCGCCCAGAAAAACGGGAAAGGUCUCGAAAGCGGAGAAGGACAAGACGUGGAAGAAGAGCAGCUCGUCCCUGCAUUCCCCGAGCUCCGCCAAGAGCUUCGACGCUCAGAUAGCCAACUGGCGGAUGGAGAGCAUCGUGAGGGAGUCCGAGUCCGGCAGCGACGACGAGUUCUUCGACUGUCAAGCAGCAACCGGGUUCAUUAUACCUACUAUCUUAAAAGAGAAUUUUGAACUCCAAGAUAACUCGUCAUUAGCUAAAUGGAGUUCUUUGGAUCUUCUAGCAGAAGAGGAAGACUCGACGUCCCCGACUGUGACAGAUUUCAACAAACAAGACGACACGAUAUUCUCCCACUCGUACCUCCAGCGUGUGGCGAGUGAACGCAGUGGAAAGAGACUGGCCAUCCGGACCUCGGCCAGCAUCGACGUCUCCUGUCCGGCUUCGCCACAGCACUCGCCCACUCAUCAGCCAUGCAGUACCACAGUUAUCCUUAUCGUCAUGCACGCCGGCAGUGUUCUCGAUGCCAACGUGGACCUGACGGCCAAAAAGUCGGACAUAACGACCUUCAAGGGAGCCUUCGAGUCGGUCAUAAGGCAGCACUAUCCCACGAUGGUCGGGCACAUAGCCAUCAAGUUCGUUUCCUGUCCAUCGAUUUGCACCGAGGGCCUCGGAAUAUUAUCUAGUCUAAGCCCAUACAGUUUCGACGUGUCGCCGUCGUGCAUGGACACGCCGCAGAUAACGCACGACACGAUACCCAUCGGUGCGAUCCCGAUGUUGGCGACGUCGACACCGGAUUACCAGGAUGCGGUGACGCGGGUGGUGAACGGUGCCAACCAGGUCUACCAGGAGUUCGUGAAGAGCGAGGAGGGUCGAGGCUUCAACGGCCAGGUCUGCUUCAUCGGUGACUCGGUAGGCUCGAUACUCGCCUACGACGCCCUGUGUCGAUCUGCCCAGUACCAGUCGAGGCACGACAGCGAGAACAGCAUCCUUGACAAUGACAAUCACGAGAACAGCGGGCCUUACGAGGACGGACGACACUUGUCGGCUCCCUCGCCCAGGAGGAGGUCCUCCUCGACGAGGUAUUUCGAAUUCGACAAUUCACAUCAGUGCAAACUCGAGUUUGAAGUGAGCGAGUUCUUCAUGUUCGGUAGUCCGCUGUCCCUGGUGCUAGCGUACCGGAAGAUCUCCUCGACGGGGGAGAAAUCAAGUAACAUAAGUAAACCCUGCGUGCAUCAAGUGUACAAUUUGUUCCAUCCGAGCGAUCCAGUGGCCGCUCGCUUGGAGCCUCUGAUCUCGGCGCGUUUCUCUCUGUUGCCACCGGUGAACGUUGCGCGCUACCAGAAGUAUCCUCUCGGCAAUGGGCAACCUUACCAUUUGCUGGAGACGGUGCAAACUAAUCCUCAACUGUUUGCCGAUGGACUGAAUGUGCCCAAUAUGACGAUGUCUCACCUAAGAAGAUUGUCGGAUAUAUCAAUCCAUAGUACUAUGUCUGGUAUUGAAACCGUACCACUACAAGCAGUAUCUUCUCUUUCUCAGAAAUGGUGGGGCACCAAGAGGAUAGACUACGCCUUAUAUUGCCCCGAAGGACUUGCGAAUUUUCCUACGCACGCUUUACCUCAUUUGUUCCACGCGAGCUACUGGGAAUCCUCCGACGUGAUCGCGUUCAUCGUCAGGCAGCUCGGCAGGUUCGACCCGAGGCUGCUCGGCAACGAGGAGAAAGAGCUCACCGACUUCCGUCCAGGCCAACCUAGAGAGAAAUGGAAUAAGAAGCGAACCUCUGUUAAACUAAAGAACUCCGCUGCAACUCAUAGAGCUAACGACGUCAUCGUUAGAGAUGGCGCGCCGCAAAUACUCGUAGCUAGAUUCGCGUAUGGUCUAUGCGGAGUAAUAUCAUUAACGGGUGAAAAAGUAGAUAUUCAUAUAAUGAAGGACGUCAAGUCCGGCGAGUGGGUCUUCUAUUCGACUGAAGUUACGGAUAAAACCGGUAGGAUUACUUAUCAAAUUCCAGACGAUAGGACUCUAGGAUAUGGGCUCUAUCCUGUCAAAAUGAUAGUGAGAGGCGAUCAUACGUCCGUAGAUUUCUUCAUGGCUGUGAUACCACCAAAAACAGAGUGCGUCGUCUUUAGUAUCGAUGGCUCUUUCACUGCGAGCGUCUCCGUCACGGGGAAGGAUCCCAAAGUCAGAGCAGGCGCUGUAGACAUCGUCAGACACUGGCAAGAAUUAGGCUAUCUGAUAAUCUACAUAACCGGGAGGCCACACAUGCAGCAGCACAGGGUCGUCUCGUGGCUCUCGCAACACAACUUCCCUCACGGUCUCGUCUCAUUCGCGGACGGCAUUUCCACCGAUCCUCUGGCGCAUAAGGCUGCUUACCUCAAGAACUUGGUGCAGGAGCACGGCGUGAUUAUCCAUCAUGCAUACGGCAGCAACAAGGACAUAAGCGUAUACACGUCGAUUAACUUGCAACCCAACCAGAUUUUCAUAGUGGGCAAGGUGUCGCGAAAGAAUCACGCUCUGGCGACGGUACUGCAGGAGGGCUACGCGGCUCAUCUGACCAUGUUGCAGGCGCACGGUGGCUCGAGACCUGCACAGGGCAACGCGCGCAUGGUCAUCCCGAGGGGCCAGUUCGGCCUGCCCGGGCAGAACGCCUCGCUUCGACGGAGAAGUAACGACACAGCGGUCAACUCGCCGGCGCGCAGCAGUGUGUACUUAAAAGGAAAGUCUACCUUAGUCACAUCUAACACACGCCUAUUAUCUACGUACAAUUAACUUACUCACAUUGGUCGGCGAAGCGCGCCAUAUCGCAGCCAGCAGAGAGCAAGCCGUCAAGUCCGCUGGAGCGAAGUGUGAGCGUCGGACCAUCGGGUUCGCCGAGCCAGUCUCAGCAGCAGCAGCAGCAGCAACCCUCGUCUCCGGCUGGCAAGUCCAGCGCACCCGACAAGUUAUGACGAUUCGCCCGCUGUCGCUCGUUGUUCGAGCCACGGCGGUAGAAUUCAUAAAAGACGACGCUGUAUGUCGCUGAAUUGUUAUUAUUAUUACUACUUGUUCCGAUUUGGUUUUACAAAGCCUUCUCGACUUGUUCUUUUUCUCGAUCUCGCUAUAUUGUCUGAUACGUGUCGUAUAGGUGUAGGGGGUGAAAGGACCCGAGGGUAGAUCGAGGAAACUGAGUUGACAGUGAGCUUGUCGUUGCGACGAGAAAUUAUUUCUUUCUGAUGAUUGGUUUUCUCGGCGAUGGUUUUUAUAUUUGUUAAUUUUAAUUUAUAGUUUUGACGACGGUCGCGACCGUAGGAAUUUACGUAUAUUUUAACGAGAAUCGUGAAAAUUCGAAAAUCUGCACGUACAAAAUUAUCGGUAAAAAGGGAAGGAUAUUUUUUUAUCGAAUUAUUUUACUUAAUGCGGAUCGCAACGGCAUACUCAGUGCAGAGCCUUUUCUACACACAUUCUAAAAGAAACUAAAUCAAGGAAGUGGUAGAACUUUUGUAACAAUCUAUACAUAGUUUUAUUAUCCAAGCGAUACGUAGGCGCGCUAUACAUUAUAUACGUACACGACAUAAGUGAAAGCAGCUAUGUAAUAAAACUAUAUAUUUAAAAUAAAAAAAAACUACGCGAGAAUGAUUUGCUAUGGUUAAGUGCGAGAAUGCAUCGGUUAUAUAAUAUGUACAUUGUAUACACGUGCAGCAAAUAAAAGUACGCUCCGGUCAAAGUUUAUUUUUUAUACGUAAACUAUAUGUGUUUCGUUACUAUAUGCGAUCAAUGUAUACAACACAGACGCGGACACGGUGACUCCAACGGUGUAUAUUAUAUGCGCUCGGCCGACGAUGUAACCGUGUGAGCGAGUCGUGAUUGCGCAGCACUUGGUGAUAAAGUUAUAGCAUUCCUGACGAUCAUUCUCCUGGCACUUGUCGAACAGCAAACAAACGCUAAUUUGUAAAACUCUCAAUAAAUGCAUCGAUGCCAUAUUCUAACUUUUAAGGUGUAAGUAUACUUGUUGAAACUGUUACCUGAACAUAAAAAAAGGAAUCAAGUCCUCCCCCAUUAUUGUUGCUAAGAUACGAAGAUACAUAUACAUUAUGGAUGAAUAUACUCUCUAAUACGUAUGUAUAAAUACGUUAUGUAGCACCUCGUUAAACAAAAUAUGCAUGUGGCUGCGUCAUAAACAUGUUCAGCUUCAUCGAUGGUUUUACGACGAUCUCUUCGAAAAUGUAAUAAUGUUUCAUUUUGCGUAAUGAAUACUAUAAUAGCAUAUUUAUAAAAUAUACGUAACGCUGCUAUGAUUAUAUGUCAAGGGUAUACUAUGUCAUUUCUCCGCGUUGCUAUGAUUUGCAAAUAUGUACUGGUCAUAACGAACGCGCAGUCGAUGAAUUAUUUCGCGAACUUCAAUAGAUCUUUUUCAUUGUAUAACUUCAGAUCCAACUGUAAUGACACGUUUGAUAUUUACUAAUUAUUAAAGAAAAAAGGAUUUACGUAUCUAUACUUUCUGAUAGUGUUGGUACAAAAGUAUAAUCUCGUUAUUUAAGAAAGGACUGCAACGCGCUCCGUAUUGUAAAAAUGUAAUUAUACCAAGCAUCGUUGAAAAAUUAUGAACAAAAUGACGUUGUUUAAUAAAACGUUAGAAACUUGUGCGCUUUAUCUUGUAGUUCGCGGAAACUUAAUCGAAAAGAAAAAUGUAAGACAGCAGGUGUCUACAAAGACCCCGAUUAUUAAGAAGUUCAAAUAAGUGUAAAAUAGAUGUUGCUCUAGGUUUACUCCUUUGAUUUGUAGUCUUAAAUAAUAGUGUAUAUGAUAAAUCCAUCCAUUUCUAAUGGAUUUUUUAUUCCAUAUAGCUAGUAAACCGCUGUUCGAUUUAAUCCGUAUAAGAAGUACAAGAGGGAAAUGAGCUGUUCAGCUGGCUCAACUCGGAGUCGAAUAAUAAAUAAUAGCAUUACGUAUUUCACCGCGUAAACAGAGUCCGAAGAAGGCGGAAUGCGCUGAAUUAUUAAAAAAAAAACAAAUUACCACAAUAUGCAUACUGACUGUUUGUAUUGUUGUAAUAUGACGCGGGCGUAGUCCACUACUAUAAAAAUAUCUAAAAGAUAGAUGCGUGCACAUAUAUAUAUAUAUAUGUAUGUAUGUAUGUAUGAAAAUACCCCCUACAUAGGAAUAUCAAGCGACUGCAAAGGAUAUUUUAAUUAUGCGGAUAGAGAAUCAUUAUCACGGCGUAAUAGAAAAAAAGACAUAUUUUUAUUAGCAGAUACUUGAAAUAUGUAAAAUAACUGUUAAGUACGUUGAUUGUUUUAUAUUUUACUGUUCUUGUUAGCUCAUCUGUAAGCAUUCGAUGAAACGCUAAAUUGAACGUAUUCAUUUUAUUAAAGACCAUUGACAUCCUGUUAAAAAAUUUAUGUGCGAGUGGUGUAUGUGUACAUUAAAUUAUGGAUCUUUGAAAAUAAAGCUAAAUAAUUGA
Nasonia vitripennis (jewel wasp) is the source of this 7682-nucleotide messenger RNA. RefSeq names its product protein retinal degeneration B (gene rdgB). The record is from RefSeq and is a predicted model, not a curated record. The coding region runs from base 1199 to 5011 and encodes 1270 amino acids. Gene Ontology annotation, biological process: phospholipid transport. Gene Ontology annotation, molecular function: phosphatidylcholine binding; phosphatidylcholine intramembrane carrier activity; metal ion binding. Gene Ontology annotation, cellular component: cytoplasm. The transcript is spliced from 21 exons. NCBI's taxonomy places the organism in Eukaryota, Metazoa, Arthropoda, Insecta, Hymenoptera, Pteromalidae.